Solanum tuberosum (potato) is the source of this 1139-nucleotide messenger RNA. RefSeq names its product transmembrane emp24 domain-containing protein p24delta4-like. The transcript has 4 exons. NCBI's taxonomy places the organism in Eukaryota, Viridiplantae, Streptophyta, Magnoliopsida, Solanales, Solanaceae. The record is from RefSeq and is a predicted model, not a curated record. Bases 198 to 845 code for a protein of 215 amino acids.
AAUAUGACACAAUACAAUUAUUCUCACCUACCUACUAUAUUGAAACUAACAAAAAUUCUAUUCUUACCAAAACUGUCCGAUUCUGCAAAUCCCAGUUUACUUACAGAUACACUGUAUGCUUUAAUCUUUAUAAAGGUAUGAGAUUUCUUUCUUUUUGUGCGUGUGAAUUGUGAUUGCUGAGAGAACAGGGGAGGAGAAUGAAGUUGAUGGAGGUAUUAAAAGUAGUUGUGGUGGUGGCUAUGGUGAUGAUGAUGGCGGUGGAAGCAAUAUGGCUAGAAUUGCCGAAUUCAGAGACUAAGUGUGUAUAUGAGGAUAUCCGUAAUAAUGUUGUUGUUUUGGGUGAAUAUAUUGUCAUCCAUGCUGAUGAGGAGCACGUUCAAGCUAAUUUUAUUCCAACUAUCUCUGUUCGGGUUACAUCACCAUUUGGAAACAGCCUCCACCAUGAAGAAAACGCCACUUAUGGUCGAUUUGCUUUUACAACGUCUGAGCAUGGAAACUAUUUGGCGUGCUUUCGGAUGAAUAGCCACGUCCCCGGUAAUAAAAAUGCAGCUAUUUCUCUUCAGUGGAAAAUUGGAAUUGAUGCCAGGGAUUGGGAUUCAAUUGCUCGGAAAGAAAAGAUAGAAGGCGUUGAACUUGAGUUGAUGAAAUUGAAAGGGUUGGCGCAAGCCGUCCAUGAAAACUUACUGUACCUGAAAAAGAGGGAAGAAGAAAUGAGAGGAGUGAGUGAGAGAACGAAUGGAGCAGUGGCAUGGUUCAGUAUGAUGUCCCUUAGUAUCUGCAUAAUGGCUGCAGCAGUGCAAAUAUGGUAUUUGAAGCGCUACUUUAGGAAGAAAACGCUCAUAUAGUUUUUCUUCUUGUGGCCGUAGGUUACAUACAGGUAAAAUCAUAAAAUAUCAACACAAAUAUUUUCCCUUUGUACCAAAAGAGUAUCGGAAUUACAGAACAGUUUCUGUAAUUCCGAGAUUGACCGGAGUUGGAGAAUCUAAGUAAGCAGUAAUGGCAGAAAUCGCUUGAGUUUUCUAUGUCAACAAUAUCUUUAAGCCGUAUGAUUGAAUUAGUUGGAGAAAUGACAAUAGUUGAAUUGUAAUCUCCCCUCAAAUUUAGCUUUCUAACAGUAAUUUUUGUUGUGGUUUCAGAUA